Medicago truncatula (barrel medic) is the source of this 1695-nucleotide messenger RNA. RefSeq names its product pentatricopeptide repeat-containing protein At1g12300, mitochondrial. Gene Ontology annotation, molecular function: protein binding. The transcript has a single exon. The record is from RefSeq and is a predicted model, not a curated record. Lineage: Eukaryota; Viridiplantae; Streptophyta; Magnoliopsida; Fabales; Fabaceae. The coding region runs from base 1 to 1653 and encodes 550 amino acids.
AUGUUGAAGAACAGGUUCAUUUAUUACUCUAACAAUUUUCUUAUUCCACCGUUUAGGGCUUCUUUCUGUCACUAUCUACAUCCCUUCAUUCCUAAAUCAAAUGAUUUUGAUGUUAACAAUGAUGUUUCCUCAUUCCAUCGAAUGCUUCGUAUGCGUCCCACCCCAUCCAUUGUAGAAUUUAACAAGAUUUUAGGUUCCAUUGUUAAGGCUAACAAUAAUCAUUACACCACUGCCAUUUCCCUUUCUCAUCAAUUGGAACUCAAAGGAAUUACUCCAACUAUUGUUACUUUCAACAUAUUGGUUAAUUGUUACUGCCACCUAGGGGAAAUGACUUUUGCCUUUUCUAUAUUUGCUAAGAUUCUCAAAUUAGGUUAUCACCCCACAACCAUAACCUUCAAUACACUUAUCAAUGGUAUUUGUCUUAACGGUAAGCUCAAGGAAGCUUUGCACUUUCAUGACCAUGUGAUUGCACUUGGAUUUCACUUGGAUCAAGUUAGUUACAGGACCUUGAUCAAUGGGUUGUGUAAAAUCGGUGAAACAAGAGCCGCCUUGCAAAUGUUGAAAAAGAUUGAAGGGAAAUUGGUUAACACCGAUGUGGUAAUGUAUAAUAUAAUCAUCAAUAGUUUGUGUAAAGAUAAAGCUGUAAGUGAUGCCUAUCAGUUAUAUUCUGAAAUGAUUACAAAGAGAAUUUCUCCCGAUGUUGUCACUUUCAAUUCUCUAAUCUUGGGAUUUUGCGUUGUUGGUCAAUUGAAAGAAGCAUUUGGUUUGUUCCAUGAAAUGGUAUUGAAAAAUAUCAACCCAGAUGUUUAUACUUUCAGUAUAUUGGUUGAUGCUCUUUGUAAGGAUGGAAAUAUCACAAGAGCUAAGAAUAUGUUAGCCGUUAUGAUGAAACAAGGUGUGAUUCCGGAUGUUGUUACCUACAGUUCAUUAAUGGAUGGAUAUUGUCUAGUUAAUGAAGUGAAUAAGGCCAAACAUGUGUUUAGCACUAUGUCUCGACUAGGAGUGGCUCCACAUGCUCAUAGCUAUAAUAUAAUGAUUAAUGGAUUGGGUAAGAUUAAAAUGGUCGAUGAAGCCUUAAGUCUCUUUAAGGAAAUGUGUUGCAAAGGAAUUGCUCCUGAUACGGUAACUUACAAUUCUCUCAUUGAUGGUUUGUGCAAAUUAGGAAGAAUAUCCUAUGCUUGGCAGCUUGUUGAUGAGAUGCAUAAUAAUGGUAUACCAGCCGACAUAUUAACUUACAAUUCUUUGAUAGAUGUUUUAUGCAAAAACCAUCAUAUUGACAAAGCUAUUGCAUUAGUUAAGAAAAUUAAAGACCAGGGCAUUCAACCAAGUAUGUACACAUACAAUAUACUUAUUGAUGGACUCUGUAAAGGAGGACGACUUAAGAAUGCACAAGAUGUUUUCCAGGAUCUUUUGAUUAAGGGUUAUAGUGUAAAUGCUUGGACGUAUAAUAUUAUGAUCAAUGGACUUUGUAAAGAAGGCUUGUUUAAUGAAGCAGAGGUCUUGUUGUCCAAAAUGGAGAACAAUGGUAUCAUUCCUGAUGCUGUAACGUAUGAAACUAUCAUCCGGGCUCUCUUUCGUAAAGAUGAGAACGAAAAGGCGGAGAAACUUCUUCGUGAAAUGAUCAUUAGAGGCCUCCUAUUAUGCAAACACUAGGUAAGAUGAUCUUUCAUUAUAUAAUUGGUUAUUUUGAUGACA